CCCGGUUGUAGUCGCGGCGGCCCGGCCGGCGUGUAAAUAACAGAUGCGGGUGAAAGAGCCUUCCAAAGCUUUGCCUGAGAAAGUCAAAAGAAGUAAAAGGCCUGCUAUACCUCGUGAUGAAGACUCUUCAGACGACAUUGCUGUAGGUUUUACUUGCCAACAUAUAAGUCAUGCUAUCAGUGUGAAUCAUGUGAAGAAAGCAAUAGCUGAGAAUGUGUGGUCAGUUUGCUCAGAAUGUUUAAAAGAAAGAAGAUUCUGUGACGGGCAGCCAGUACUUCCCUCUGACGUUUGGUUGUGCCUCAAGUGUGGAUUUCAGGGUUGUGGUAGAAACUCAGAGAACCUUCAUUCACUGAGGCACUACAAGAGUUGGAGAACAGAAUCUCACUGUAUUACAAUUAGUCUGAGCACGUGGGUUAUAUGGUGUUAUGAAUGUGAUGAAAAACUAUCAACACAUUGUAAUAAGAAGGUUUUGGCUCAAACAGUUGAUUUUCUCCAGAAACAUGUUUCUAAAACACAAACAAGUGCAUUUUCUAGAAUCCUGAAACUUUGUGAAGAAAAAUGUGAAACAGGUGAAAAGAAGGGAAGAAAAGGAAGCAGUGUAACAGCUGUGAAAGGAAUUUCAAAUUUAGGAAAUACUUGCUUUUUUAAUGCAGUUAUGCAGAACUUGGCCCAGUCUUACAUUCUUAUGGAACUGAUGAAUGAGAACAAAGAAAAUGGUACAAAACUCAAGAUUUUUCCUUCCUCAGACUCUCAGCUGGACCCAUUAAUAGUGGAACUUUCAAGCCCUGGACCAUUGACCUCAGCCUUGUUCCUGUUUCUUCACAGCAUGAAGGAGACUGAAAAAGGACCACUUUCUCCUAAAGUUCUUUUUAAUCAGCUUUGUCAGAAGGCCCCUCGAUUUAAAAGUUUCCAGCAACAGGAUAGUCAGGAACUUCUGCAUUAUCUGCUGGAUGCAGUGAGGACAGAAGAAACAAAGAGAAUACAAGCUAGCAUUCUAAAAGCAUUUAACAACCCAACUACUAAAACUGCUGAUGAAGAUACUAGAAAAAAAGUCAAAGCGUAUGGAAGAGAAGGUGUGAAAAUGAACUUCAUAGAUCGGAUCUUUAUUGGUGAAUUAACUAGCACAGUCAUGUGUGAAGAAUGUGCAAAUAUCUCUUCAGUGAAUGAUCCUUUUAUUGAUAUUUCACUUCCUAUAAUAGAAGAAAGGGUUUCAAAACCUGUACUUUUGGGAAGAAUGAGUAAAUGUAGAAGUUUGCAAGUGACAGAUGAUGGUCAGUGCGGUGACACUGUUACCAUAGAAACUACUCAUCAACCCAGAGCCACACAGUCUUCAUCUAAAGAUAAGAGUCAACUGGCCGGGGGCAGGCCCGGAGCCGCUGUCACCGGCGGGAAGCCCGAGGGCGCCGAGAGCCCCGAGGCCAGCGGCGGAGAGGCCGGCGCCUCGGAGAGCAGCGCGGACGCGGACAGCGAGGCCUCGGACCCGAGCUCGAGCCCCGAGCGCGCCGGGCUGCUGCCGGGCCGCGGACCCCGCACGAGCGCCGGCGCGGGAGGGCGCCCCGCCGCGCCCCGGACUAGCCAGGCGGCUGCGCGCGCGGCCCAGGCCCUCUCCGGACUUCACUUGAGCUGCACUGUCACCGGACACAGAGCUUCCCAGAGAGAAGACCAGCCCCCGGAUGCUCCAGACCUUUCGUGUUCGGAGGAGACGCACCUGUUGGCCCCCGGCCCCCAGGAUGCUUUCCAGACCCUUUCUCACAGCUACGUGACCACCUCCAGAGAAUGCUCCGUUCAGUCCUGCCUCUACCAGUUUACCUCUAUGGAACUGCUGAUGGGGAAUAACAAGCUUCUGUGUGAGAACUGCACUGCAAAGAAACAGAGGCGCCACAAGGCAACCAGUUGUGCCGAAAAGAAAGCCGAAUCCGUUUAUACUAAUGCCAGGAAGCAAUUGCUCAUUUCUGCUGUUCCAGCUAUCCUAAUUCUCCAUCUUAAAAGAUUCCAUCAGGCUGGCUUGAGUCUUCGAAAAGUAAACAGACAUGUAGAUUUUCCACUUAUCCUUGAUUUAGCACCGUUCUGUUCUGCUACUUGUAAGAAUGUAAGUGUGGGAGAUAAAGUUCUCUAUGGUCUCUACGGCGUAGUGGAACAUAGUGGCUCAAUGAGAGGAGGUCACUACACGGCUUAUGUGAAAGUGAGAACACCCUCCAGGAAAUUAUUGGAACAUAUCAUUGGCGAGAAAAAUUUACCUGGUUUGAAAGAACCUGAUGGUGAAUCAGCAGGCCAGUGGGUCCAUGUUAGUGACACUUACGUGCAGGUGGUUCCAGAAUCAAGAGCACUUAGUGCACAAGCAUACCUUCUUUUUUAUGAAAGGAUAUUAUAAUUAUCUGUUAAUAAUUAGUGGCAAUGAUUAUUUAGGUCACUUUUGUUUAAAUGCUGCAACGAUAACCAUAAUGCAUAAUGUGCCUUUGUAGUCUUUUCUGUAGAAAUAGCAUGUAGAUGCCCCUGAAGAUUUUUACCAUUUUGGUGUUCUUUUAAAGCAAAUUAAAUUUACUCAAUGCUUUCAAAUGUAUAUUCUUAAAAUAUAUGUGAACACAUGUUUUUAAGGAAUAUUUGUCCUGGACAAACACCCCAGAUUUUGAGCAGUAAAGGGAACCUCCUUAUAAUGUGGCUUAUUACUCCAAACAUUCAGAAAUGAUGCUGGCUAAUCAAAUUGUUCCUUAAAACAGUGUUUACUAAAUGUGAGUCACAUACCACCAUUCUCAUGUCCUAUAUAUGUGUGUAUAUUAUCUCCUAUGCCAUUGUUUACUCAUUAUUUUUAAUCUUAUUUUUUAGCCUUACAUUUUUAAACAUAGCUUUGUUUUGAGUAUCUACGUUUUAUGUGCUAGUCACAUUAUUUUUAAUAAACAUUAACAUAAAUAUGUAACUAUUGAAGAAAAAUUGUUCACCCAUGUACCACUCCACUUAAAAUCAUCUCAGGGCUGUCCAGUGGUGUAUGUAUACCACUGUGUGGGAAACACUGGUAUAACAUAUACAGUAGGCACAGUGACCUCAUCAUAUUUUGUGUGAUUCAGCCAUAUAAAAUGAUACCACUGUAGCUUCAAUCAUAGGGGUCUACAAGUAAUUUAUUGAUGAGCUUAUUGCUUUCAGGUUUUGAGAACUAGAAAAAAUAUUGAAACAUAUCAACAUAUUGUUUGCAGCCUAUUCAUGAUGCAGUUGAAGAUAAUUUGCAUGUAAUUAGCCAAGGUCAUAAUAUAAUUAUUGAUAAUUGUAACAUGCAGAAUUGAUAAAUAGACCACUGGAUACCUUUGAAAUAUAAAUUACCAAAUUAUAUUUGUAAAGGACAGAGAAUUAUAUUCUUAUUAUACUUGACAGGGAAAUAGGCAUUUUCUAGUUCUGUAGGUCAGUAAAUAUUAAUAAUGAUUUUGAGGUUUGAGAUCACUUUUCCUUGUCAUUUACAAGCAUCAAUAAGUUCAAGUGGGUCUAGCUUAUAUUUUAAUGGGGUAUAAAAGUUGGCAUUUCAGAUUUUAAGUAAUUAAAUAAUAGCAAAAAUAUGAUAGUUUACCCCCCCAAAUACAAAUUAUUAAACUGUCAAAACUUGACAUGAAAAUACUACUAUUAGGCUUAAAAUUUUUUAAAACAUAUGGCUACUUGGGUCUGACAUUACUGAAUCAAAACACAUAACUGCAUGGUUCAAACAUCCUAAUCAUUAGUGCCAACACAUCAUAUACAGGCAGCUACUUACUGGAUAAGUGCCUAGUUCCAGUUCAUUCUCCUCUUAGGAAGGAAGGAUAAGAAUAGUGGCUGUAGAAAAUUUUAACCAAAUCUCUGACCCUUCUUAACAUUUAAGGUUGUAUAACAUUGUCAGGUUUGCUAGUGCUGUCUUUUGAUAUGUGAAUGAGUGUUGAAGAUUAGUGUGAUUAGUGUUCAAGAUGGCAAUAAUAUACAAAACUCAGAGCUUAAAAAUAUUAGUGCACAAAUUCUAUUUUUAAGGUAUUGAAAUUUCAAUAAGAGUGUUUUCUUGAUUUUUAACUUGAAAUAAUGGAGAAAUAUAUCUUUAUAAAUUAAAAUCUGCAAACUCAGGUUGUGUCCUGGAAAAAGUAGCUUAAGCUGUUUAAAGUGUUUUAUGUUGUUUUUUUUUUUUUUUUUUUGGAGGUAAAGAAGUGUUUUAUGUUUAGUUGUAAUCCACUAACAUUGAAGUUUUCAGUACCAGAGCAGUCAACUUUUUGGAAAAAUAGUAGUUAAAUCUCUGUAUUCAAGUUAGCCAUAUUGGUAAUGGCAAUUACCAUUCCUUUCCCCCAAAUCUAAAUAUUAAGUCACCUCAUUUUUCUCCUAAAAUAAGAUACCAUUUUGAGGCAUAUAUUUUUCAUUGGGUGGUCACCUGUUUUCAUUGAUAGAUGGAUAGACAAAAGAAAAAGUGAGGGGGGAGAGAAGGAAAGACAGGGAAAAGAAGAAAACAGGAUAGGAAAGAAACAAGAACAUUCUUUUCUGUUGCCUCUUGGCUUUAUCCUUCCUUACACAGCUAAAGUCAGAGAUGGUGAGAUAGGUGAGGGCAGGAAUCAGGUCAAGUCUCUUUUCAUUAAUAGGAUGCCAGGAAAUGGACCAGUACUGUAUCAAAGAGGAGACCUUUUGACCUUUAUUCUGAGUACCCGUUAACAGUGAUUGUUCAUUGAGUGAUACAUUGUAGCUUCAAAACAUUACCUCCAUACUCAAGUACUGCCGUAGUUUUUAUGUUUAACCUCACAUUUAUUCAUGAAAUAUGUAUUUUUUGAAUACCUACUAUGGAUCAGGGACUGUGCUGACACUAUUUUAACAUGUUUUAAUAUGGAGAGGCCUAUAUAUGUUUUAGACAUUAUUCCAGAAUUAAAAUGCAAAGAAGAAAUUUUAUUUUCAUUUCAUGGUAAAAAAAAAAAAGGCAGAAUCUGAAGUCUAUUUUUUUUUAAUGGCCUAGAGUUUAUGAAUAUUUUUCAGGGUCCGCUGGUAAUGUAAUAAAUUUGAUUUUGAUAUCUAAGAAUUUCCUAAAGAUUUGUAAUAGGGAAGUUAUGUCAAGUGACACAUGGGCCUACAUUUAAAUUUUUGCUUUUAUUCUGAACAUUUUGAAAGUACAUUUGCAGGGGUACAAAAUUGUGGAGCUUCUAUAAUAGUUUCUAGAUAACCUCAGGAAACCAUACAAAUAAGUGAGAAAUGUUUACAGGUUCUUGAAACAACUACAGUAGUGCUUGGCCAAUCAGAAGUUUCACUAACUGUAUAUAGAAACUAUUUUACAGGGUAUGUCUAGUCCCAGUUUCCUCUAGUUGUUCCUACUUAAGAUGAUGAAAUUUUGAUUGUGUCAAUUAUGUGAAUAUUUUUUGGCAUAGCCAAAUAUGUCUGUAUUUAAGAUUCUGUUAUUUAAUGUUCUUAAAACAGAUGUGAAAACCACCUUUUUGGGUGGCAAGGAGACUGGUAGUUGGUGUCAGUUCCAUGAGUUGAUUCCUGUUUUCUUAUUUUAAGUGCUCCAAGAGCUAUUUUACUAUAUAUAAUAGCUCCUAGUUUGCAUGUACGGUGCAUUUAGUCAGUGACUUUACACAAUAGCUGAAUAAAAUUUCCUGAAGAUUAAGCUGUGAAAUGUAUCACUUUCAUCCAAUUUUUAUAGUAAAAAUAACAUUCUACUUUUCCUAAAAUCAUAUUCAUAAUUUGUCUGCAUGUUACCUGAUCAAAUAAACUUAAACCAAAUACGUUAUGUGCAAUAAAAUUAUCUAAUGCGUUAAGAAAGAUGAUUUUUAGAUAUUUAAAAUGUUUUGGUUCAUGUAGAAGUCAUCAAUUCAAAUCUGUUUAAAAGAUAAAUGACUAUAUUUUAAAUUUUGAGUAAUGCUGGUUAUAUAGCAUUCCUAGUAUUUUAUCUUUACUUUUUUGUAGUGUUUUUAGAAAAUCACUAUGUAACUUAUUGAGCAUUAUUUUGAUGUUACUGUAUAAAAAUGGAUAAUAAACAUUAAAUUAUUUCACAAUUGGUCCUGGAGUUUUUGCAAUGCACAUUAUUGAUAUUUAUCAAUACUAUUUCCUUAUCUAGCUGUACAUUCAAAAUAUCCUUCGCAUUUUAGAAAUUAUUUCAGAACAAAAUAUCUUAUUAUAGUUAUUUUCACUCAAAUUUCAG
Molecule: messenger RNA, 6118 nt
Organism: Nyctereutes procyonoides (raccoon dog)
Lineage: Eukaryota; Metazoa; Chordata; Mammalia; Carnivora; Canidae
Gene: USP45
Product: ubiquitin specific peptidase 45
Exons: 18
Coding region: 44-2371 (775 amino acids)
Biological process (GO): protein deubiquitination
Cellular component (GO): nucleus; cytosol
Molecular function (GO): cysteine-type deubiquitinase activity; cysteine-type endopeptidase activity; zinc ion binding
Source: RefSeq, a predicted model, not a curated record